This is a messenger RNA of Morchella sextelata, 1008 nucleotides long. RefSeq lists its product as uncharacterized. Gene Ontology annotation, biological process: cell wall modification. NCBI's taxonomy places the organism in Eukaryota, Fungi, Ascomycota, Pezizomycetes, Pezizales, Morchellaceae. Bases 1 to 1008 code for a protein of 335 amino acids. The record is from RefSeq and is a predicted model, not a curated record. Gene Ontology annotation, molecular function: pectinesterase activity. The transcript has 3 exons.
AUGCAUAUCCUCAACCUCCUCCUCCUGCUCCCAGUAACAUUGGCUGUCGCAACCGGCAUCACAAAGCCCCCCAAGGGCUCCGUUGUAGUCGACAUCAACAGCAGUUCCCCCAAUGUUUUCAAAUCCGUGCAAGACGCCGUCUGGGCCCUCCCGAACGACACCUCCUCGCAGACAAUCUUCAUUUACCCUGGAACCUACAAGGGGCAAGUAGUACUCUGGCGUCCAGGUCCAACCGUCUUCCAGGGCUACACCAAGAAUAUCAAGUCGCAGAAAGAAAACACUGUGUUGCUCACAAACUCGUUGGUGGCCUCAGUGGCCGGCUCGAACGCAAAGAGCGCUACUCUGCAGAUCUACUCAAAUGAUACGACAGUGUACAACAUCGAUAUCGAGAACUCGUAUGGCACCGGUGGAGCAGAAGGGUCCCAGUCUCAGGCGUUGGCGCUGUGCCAGGCGGGUGCUAGAAAUGGAUACUAUUCGUCUGGCUUCUACUCCUUCCAGGACACUGUUUACACCCAAAAUGGCACCGCCUUCUUUGGCAAUGUCUACAUCAAGGGCGCCGUCGACUACAUCUUCGGCAUGCGCGGUCUCGCAUACUUCCAAGACGCUAUCCUGGCCUCCUCGCGCGCUGGCUACAUCACAGCCCAAGGCCGCGAGAACUCAUCUUACUUUGGUGCCUACGUGUUUGACAAUGCCAAGCUCAUCACCGUCGAGAAUGCCACGGACAACAGCAUGUUCCUCGGACGCCCAUGGCGCAACCAUUCCACUGUCGUGUUCAAGAACUCUGACUUUGGCAAUGUUGUAGACCUGCGGGGAUGGUCAAUUUGGGGCUCCACCGACCCGAGGACCGAUGCGGUGUACUAUGCCGAGUAUAACAAUAAGGGUGCGUCAGCGUGGAACUCGCAGAGGGCGAACUUCUCAAAGUUGAUUGGUAGAGAGGAGGCGGAGAAGACUUGGAGCGUUGAGAACACGAUAGGAAGCAAGAAGUGGGUUGACAAAAGAUUUCUUUAG